This is a messenger RNA of Pseudogymnoascus destructans, 3243 nucleotides long. RefSeq lists its product as uncharacterized. The coding region runs from base 1617 to 3065 and encodes 482 amino acids. The transcript is spliced from 2 exons. The record is from RefSeq and is a predicted model, not a curated record. NCBI's taxonomy places the organism in Eukaryota, Fungi, Ascomycota, Leotiomycetes, Thelebolales, Thelebolaceae.
UGAGAAAUCUGGGGCGGUGCAACUCGCUUUCGCGAUGCAACUCGCUUGCGCCCACCGCGUAGCGGUGGGUUAUUCGACCCACGAUUAAGACUUUUAUUUCUGCUUUUGGGUCACCGGCAACCGCGACGGGCUGAAUUGGCAUGUCGAGACGCUUGAGGGCACCGCCGAUUGAGCAAAAUCAUCUUGCCAGCCCUAGUCAGCCAGUACGAUUACUGCACUGAACUGAACGAACGUUUUGGGGUAUUUUGACUAGAAUUACAACGUUAUGAGGCUAAGCACCUGUGGCGUGGGCCGCCUCGAGGCCAAUAACUCCCGGUGAAGGCAAUCCAACAUGUCUGUGUUUGUACCAUGUUUAUACGGGUUGGCCCUCUCGACGACCUCUUGACGAUCUGCUGUCUGAGACAUCUGCUGUCUGAGACGCAUUUAGCACGUCGUGACGUUUUGUUCCGUUCUGUUCCGUUCCGUUCUUUCCGUUCUGUUUCGUUCUGUUCCUGAGCAAAGUCAUCCAUCUCACUUCCAUGCCUGAGCAUCGUUCUUCGACCGAGCCGCAAUUGUAUAUCUGAUCCAGAAUGUCUCAUCGAAGCGCGUCGUCAGAGCCAAGAAAGGCGGGGGCGGCAAUGAAUGGUGAGACAGACUUUGACCGAAGCUUUUGUUUAUGAUCGACAGGAACAUAAACAAUUCCGGCGUUAUCGUUAUCGAUAGUUUCUCCCUAGCAACGGAAUCAACAACAAUUGUUGUUGAUGCACCUGCUACCAUUCCACAUGCGACUUUAUUGAUUUCCUGCCACACCAAUAACCGAUAAUAGGAGCAAGAGAGGAACACAAGCCUCCAAUAUAACUGACAUAUAACGUUGUCGGCUUUACGCCUAUUCUCCGCUAUUCUACGGCGGCGGCUUCCAACAAAAUGCCCAGACGUUCUCAAAACGAAACGUUCCUGGAGCCCCCGAGGAAUUGCUUCACCAACUUCAACUAACCUAACUUCACUAAACAAGCACAUAAGAACACGCUACUUUACCACAACCCUGCGUUAAAUGUUCUGUUAGCGAGAUAGAAGAUAGACUGACUUCUAUAGGUGGGGGAGUGGGACGACGCGCUUUGAACUUGUCUCAGACUUUCCAUACAGCCGCUGGUGGGAUGGGAUGGUAAUAUAGAUGCACAUCCAGCAACCUCGCGACCCAAGAAUUUGCGAAACCUUUACUGCGAAUCGCAUUAGCAAGAGAAAGAUCAGCUUCUUUUCGGUUUUUAACCACCCGGAGCAUAUUAUCCUGAAUUAUCGUGGCCUUUGCCUCGACACGACAGAACUGCACAAAUCCGAAAACGCCUACCGACAUUGCAAAUCAUUUCAACAUUCACCGCCGGAUGAGGUUUCCUGGAUUAUAUUGACGAUCUACGAGCGACCGGCUGCCGCUGCAAGAAGCCGUUGCAUAACCACGGUUCCUCGCAUCUUCGUUUGCUCUAUCCGUUUGCAGCCCAUCCUUCUUUGCAGAAAACGGACUGAACCCUGCGUCACCUCGCACCAUUGCAUACCGACGUGCUACCAAGACCUGCGAACGCGUCUCUUGGAUUACUAUAGCUCUAUCAACCCCGCAAGUUCUCACACGAUAACAUCUAAACACAAUGACGGUGCUGCGAAAGUUGGAGCCGUAUAUCGGCGCAUUGGCCGUUGCAACUCUGGCCGCGAACCUCGCAUUGACUAUCGCAUUUGCUAUAAAUCUCAGACAAUUCGGGCAUCCAGCUGGGGUACUGGCGUGUGCUUCAGCUGCCCUUGGUGGCCUCUCAUUAUGCGUCAUCGUCUUUGUUGGACUCCACCGUAUAUAUUAUCAACAAAGUGCUGAACAUUCGAAAGCCGCGAGUUGGCGACUUUGGAAAUCAACAUUGGAGGUUGCGAUUAUCCUAAUCAUUUGGAGCCUCGGCGCCAUCGCGACAUUUAUCUGGAUACUCUGCGCUCGAAAGGAUGGUUUGCCUCCAAACACACUUGGCAUGUCCACACAAACUCUUGUCAUCAUUGCUCUUAUUUUAUGGGCUGUUUCGGGCCUCGCGCACUCUCUAUAUAUGAUGAGCAUCGCGAGUGUAGUUAGGAAAGAUCUCCACGCCGCUCAAGGCGUUGUCGCUGCUGAGGAAGGACGGGCAACAUCAGAGACGGCCGAGACGUCCCAUCCAACAGUAGACGACUCUCAGCGCAGCAACGAUGGCUCCACAUACGUUGGCUCUUCGGGCUCAACCUCAACGGGCUCGAUCCAGAAGCGAUCAAGCUCUGAGACUAGGAGUUCUAUCCGAUAUUCGUUCACCAAUGCCAUCAAGCCGAUGACCUCGAAAACUCGUCUCAUUGCCCACGGACAGAGCCAUCGGGCUCCAUCUCUCGAAUCUGCUGGAGAGCGCGAUUUUAUUGACAGUUUCGAUUCGUGGGACACUUCGGGCAUUGAAGGUCCGGCAUGGGAGAGCACUCUCUCUUUCGGAAUCACAAACUCCAGUCCGCUCAGCGCCAUCCCCCCACGCCCUCGCAUCCUUGAGACCAUUCCCGCCUCACCGACAGCGAGCUCUCGUUCGCAAAGCCCGGGAUACACACUAGAAUUCCCACCACCAAGCAUCUAUGCUCGCCACUCACGGAGCCAGUCGCCUGCCAGCUUUAGAGAGCUUUCCGGUAGUCACAGCCCAGUCGGGAGCGAAAAGCACAUUCAUCCCCUCUUCCGCUCUGAUUCACCUACCCCGGCUCCAUCGGCUACACCAACCAGCAUCAUAACCGCAGCGCCAAAUGCGGGAGUGGUGAUCUCUGAGAUGGCUGUAGCUGUAGUGAGGGGGAAGCGAAGUAGCUCUCAGACGGGCCCAAGUCCGCUGAUCCACACGACUAGCUUUGACAAUAUUGCGAUGGAGGUGAAGAGAGAGAUUGGCAAGAUUACGCAAGAAGUGAGGAGGGAGAGCAGGUCACGGUCAGGCGAAGUGGAUUUUAGUGAGAAGAAUAUGGCACCUCCGAUACCUGACUGGAUUCUAGGCGCGGCGCAGCGCACAUCCUUUCAUGGAUAUUCGAAGAGGAAAAGCGACAAGGGAGAAGUGACAGGCGGGGGAUGAAUGGGGGAUUUAAUGGUUAGGAGUCUGCGGUCCUACUAAUGGCCUUUGUUUUCAUUUGUCUGCACGUUUUUGGCAUUUUUGCAGCGCGGGAAAUACCACUGGUUUUCACGGGGUGUGGGUUGGGUGGGAUGGGUUGAUGGCUCAGGCGUUAAUUUGGGGAAGCAAAUUUAUGAAAGGA